AUGGAACCAGAAAAUCAAACAGCUAUUUCAAAAUUCAUACUCUUGGGACUCUCGGAGGAUAUGGACCUGCAGCCUCUCCUCUUUGGACUGUUCCUCUACAUGUACCUGGUUUGUGUUAUAGGGAACCUGCUUAUUAUUCUGGCUGUUAUCUCAGAUGCCCAUCUUCACACCCCCAUGUACUUCUUCCUCUCCAACCUAUCCUUCACUGACAUCUGUUUCACUUCCACCACCAUCCCCAAGAUGCUGGUGAACAUCCAGGCACAGGAUAAAGUCAUCACUUAUGAAGGCUGCCUCAGCCAGAUGUAUUUUUUCAUGAUAUUUGCUGGACUGGAAAAUCUGUUGCUGACAGUGAUGGCCUAUGACCGGUUUGUGGUCAUCUGCUACCCUCUGCACUACACGAUAAUCAUGAACCCACGUCUCUGUGGUCUCCUACUUCUGCUUUCUUGGGUUAUCUGCCUUAUAUAUUCUUUGCUGCAAUGUUUGAUGGUUUUGAGAGUUUCUUUUUGCAUAGAGACAGAAAUCCCCCAUUUCUUUUGUGAACUUGCUCAAAUUCUCAAGCUUGCCUGCUCUGACACUCUUGUAAAUGAAGUCUUGUUAUACUGUGUAACUGCCCUACUUGGUGUUAUUCCCUUGACUGGAAUCCUUUUUUCUUAUUCUAAGAUUAUUUCUUCCAUAAUGGGUAUUUCCUCUGUUGGAGGGAAGUAUAAAGCCUUUUCCACAUGUGGGUCUCACCUCUCUGUUGUCUCCUUGUUCUAUGGUGCAGGCCUUUGGGUCUAUUUGACUUCUGGAACAGCUCAUCCCUCCAGAAAAGGCUCAGUAGCCUCAGUGAUGUACACAGUGGUCACCCCCAUGCUGAACCCCUUCAUCUACAGCUUGAGGAACAAGGACAUAAAGGGGGCUCUGAGGAAGCUUUUUAGCAGAGGAGCUUGCCCUCAGUGA
Molecule: messenger RNA, 939 nt
Organism: Elephantulus edwardii (Cape elephant shrew)
Lineage: Eukaryota; Metazoa; Chordata; Mammalia; Macroscelidea; Macroscelididae
Product: olfactory receptor 7D4-like
Exons: 1
Coding region: 1-939 (312 amino acids)
Biological process (GO): G protein-coupled receptor signaling pathway
Cellular component (GO): membrane
Molecular function (GO): olfactory receptor activity; G protein-coupled receptor activity
Source: RefSeq, a predicted model, not a curated record